AUGAUUUAAACUGUUAUAUAAGAGUUGCAUAUAUUCCGUCUAUAUCCGAUAUUUCGGAUAAACCUGUAGUAUCAGUGGUCCUGUUCCGACUGUUUUAAUGUCAUUUUACUAGAAAACUGGCAAUGCAUAAGAAACUGAGCUACCAUUAGAUGAAAUAUGGUAGUCCCAGCAGCAUUGAUUCAAGGAGCCAGUAGAGGACUUGGUCUCCAGUUUUGUAAAACUCUGUUGUCAAGGCAACCAGGACUGAAUGUAAUAGCAACAUGUAGGUCACCAGUACAAGCUGAGGAAUUACAGAAACUGAAGUCGGAGCCGUCUACUGGUGGCCGGCUUCACAUACUGGGAGUGGAUGUUAAAAAUGAAUCUCAGAUAGAGGAAGCUGCAGGAAAUGUAGAGAAACAGUUUGGACAGUUGGACCUGUUAGUGAAUUGUGCCGCAAUCUUACAUCCAACAGGACGUGGGGAAACAAGCUUAAAAGAUGUUAACUUGCAGGGACUACAAGAAACUUGCAUAACAAAUGCGUUUGGUCCAUUGUUAAUGGGAAAACAUUUUGGAAAGUUAUUAACAAAAGGAGGUGGCAGUAUAGGAGUGCAGUCAAACGAUGCUAAACCAAACCAUUCUGGUGUUUUGGUGAAUAUAUCUGCUAAAGUUGGCUCAAUUACUGAUAAUGCUCUAGGAGGCUGGUACAGUUAUAGAAUGUCAAAGGCAGCUUUAAACAUGGCCACUAAGAAUCUCAGUAUAGAAUUGGGGCGUGGCAAAAGCAAGGUCAUAUGUGUUUCUCUUCAUCCAGGGACAGUAGAUACGGCACUUUCUCGACCGUACCAUAAAAACGUGAAGAAUUUGUUUACUACAGAACAUAGUGUUUCAAAAUUGUUAACUGUUAUAGACAGUUUGACUGUUUUAGAUAGCGGGAAAUUUUUCACAUACGAUAGAGAGUUAUUACCAUUUUGAAGUAUUUAGAACUUUAUGAAUUUAAUAUUGAUUCUACAUCGUGAAAAUAUAAUUACCAUCUGAGAUUUCAUUUUGAAAUAUUUGAAUAACAAUUGUGCUAUGUCACUUAAAUAGAUGACAAUUGGUUUAGCAUGAAUUUUCAUUAUGUUACCUUAAAAGAGUACCACAUGACUUUUACAGAAAAAAAAUGCAAUCAAGUAUUAAAGGAACUCCACUGAAUUUCAUAAAAUUUGAUUUUCUUACAUAGAUCAACUGGGAUACUAAAACAGAAAAUAUGCAAAAGAUAAAAAAGAAAUAUACUCGGAAAUAAAUUGAAAAUCAUAUUUUCAUGCUCUUCAUUUUUGAGUUUAAAUUAUUAUUAAAAAAAAGAAGCAAAUUAUCUGAAAUUUUGCGUGACACAAGUAAUUGGUUUAUACCUUCAUCAAAUGAAACAUUAAUCUCAUAAAAUUAUUUCCAGUCCCAUAUCAAAAGAACCUCAGUGGAGUCCCUUUAAGAAAAUUAAGAGCGUGAUGCAUCCUGCCUAGUUACCUACAUAAUAUUUUUGAACACAUCCUCCUGCACAUGAGUCUUGUGAUAAUGUGAUAUGUUAAUAGAAGUUAUUAUAUAAAAGCAAGUGUAAACAGUAUUUGUAUGAAAACUUAAUUGUUUUGAGUAAUGAAAUGUUUAAGUGUACAUGAUUGAGUAAAUUAACUUACGUUAAUAAGACAGUCAAUUACUUUCCAUAGGAAUUACCUAUGACUUGUAAAAUAUGCAGAAAUUUAACUCACUGUGUUAGUUAUUGGAUAGAAUUUUUGUGAUUUAAAUAGUAAAUUUAGUAAUACAGUAAAACAUUUGAACCUUGAUAACCAAUAGGGGGACUGAACAUGACCUUUAUAGACAAGUGGUUUUUAUUUGGAGUUUACUCUGCUCUGUUUAAUCAAUGAGAGUGGGGGCUAAAUGACCUUUAUUUACAGAAUGGUCUUUCUUUGGAGGUGGUGUUUAACACAGGAUUUACUGUAUUUUUAAUUUUUGCAAACUACAUUUCAGCCGCGUCAUGACAAAACCAACAUAGUGCGUUUGUGACCAGCAUGGAUCCGCGCAGUCUGAUCAGGAUAUCAACCCUAUUACAAGUAGAGAAACUGAUAGCGAACAGCAUGGAUCCUGAUCAGACUGCGCGGAUAGCCAGGCUGGUCUGGAUCAAUGCUGGUGGCAAACGCACUACUUGUUUGUUGGUUUUGUCGUGAUGUGGCUCAUUUGUACACUGACUUUAUCUCUAAGUUUCGAAACUUUGAAUUAUUUUAUAUGUUUUGUACUUAUACUGAAAACAAGAUCAGGAAUUUUUUUAUUGAAAAUAUUACAGGCUUAUCAAUAUAGUAAGCCUUAUUGUAUUUACUUUCAUUGGUAUGUGUUCAUGUAGUUAUUUAUAUUUAUGUAAAGUUUUUAACCUGUUGUAGAAAUAGUGGAAAGAUAUGACUGAAAAUUUUGAACCAAAUAUUUAAGAAAAUUUUGUGGCACACAUGUUUUGUGCCACAUAAUGAAUGGGCUGUCGUUGCAUAACAAUAUACUGGUAUAUUGUUUCACCAAUAAAUUUUAUACACCACCAGUUGAAAUGUCUGGGGUUUUUUUAUGAUUAUUUUAUGGAAUUUAUCUGCUUUACCCUAUUUGAUAUGGUAUUUGACAAUUCAGGGAAUUUACUUAUAUCAUUUAAAUAUCUAUUUAGAUAAUUAUAUUUCUUAUA
Messenger RNA from Ruditapes philippinarum (Manila clam), 2665 nucleotides. RefSeq names its product C-signal-like. The record is from RefSeq and is a predicted model, not a curated record. The transcript is spliced from 5 exons. Lineage: Eukaryota; Metazoa; Mollusca; Bivalvia; Venerida; Veneridae. The coding region runs from base 157 to 948 and encodes 263 amino acids.